UUUAUUUUUCCAACAAUUAACAGUCUCAAUUCGCUCGUCUUCUUGCGUUGUUUGAAUUCGCGUUUAAACAUCCCCUUUUGUGAAUCAGUUAUUUUUCUUAUCAUCUACAUCAGAGUCUCAACAAAUUUUUGUAAAAAUCGUUCAUUUCAAAUUUAGAUACAAGUGGCUUAUUAUAUAAAUGCCAUAAGAAAAAGUAUAUAAGUCAAAAAGUUAAUGAGAUAUCCUUGAACCUGAAAGAAUGGCUUUUGCUUGGUAGGAACCUUUAUAAGCCUGACGAAGACCUAUCAGAACGCUCAGUGUAAAACUAUCACGUCGACGACGCUAUAUAGAAAAGCCGUCCAGUGAAAAAAAAAAAAAAAUCGACAAGUAUACUUGUUGCAUUGUGAGAAUUACGAUACAAGUGCAUUCACUUAAGAUUUUUGCUUUAAACCCAUGAAUAAAUAGAGAACGUGUUCCCAAGUUAAUGUCAGUGUAAAGGAACUUUUUCGCACAUGAAAUAGACAUUUUUUUUAAAUAAUUGAACUUCAGUGUUUUCUGUUGUAAAAUUUUUUUUUUAUAUAAAUCAUGGAAACUAAAAUAGCAACCAAAUUAAAAAAUAUCAGCUUAGUCGAUAACGAAAUGUCGAAAACCAAAUUUUUGAAAGAUGGACCAAAAAUGACCAGAUAUACGUUGGCAGACGUCGCUGACGACCUGGAUCACAGAAUGGAUUAUCAUAUCCAAGCUGUCAGAAAGGAAGAUCGAGAACGAGUUUUGAAUUUUUUGAGAAAAUUCUUCUUCAGAGAUGAACCCUUAAACUAUACAAUUAAAUUAAUUCCUGAAGGUGAAAAUAGCACUUGCUAUGAACUGGAGGAUUAUAGUUUAUCUGCCAUGAAUGAAGAUUUGAGUCUAAUGGCAGUUUCUAGUAAUGGAUCAAUCAUUGGUGUUAUAUUAAAUGGUAGCAUGGGUCCUCCUAGCAAUGAAGAACCAGAUUACAUAACAAAUUGUAAAAAUCCAAAAUUUAAAAAGAUUUUAAAAUUCCUUCAUUACGUAGACGUAAAAUCAAAUAUUCACGGAAAAUUCCCCAAUCAGAAAGUUUUUGAAAUUAGGAUAGUUUCAGUUGAUAGCAAUUGGAGGGGUAAAGGAAUUGCGAAAGCUCUUUUAGAAAAAUCAAUGGAAAUCAGCAAAAUUCGAGACUAUGAUUUACUACGAGUCGAUUGCUCUUCUGCGAUAACAGGAAAAUUGUGUCAGCGAUUAGGUUUCGAACCGGUUUAUGAACUCAAAUACGCUGAUUAUGUGGACGAAGUUGGUAAUCCUAUCUUUACACCUUUACAUCCUCAUGUAUCCGAAGUGACCUACGUUAAAAAAAUUGAAAAAUAGUGAUAAACUCUUACAUUUCAGACAUUCUCUAAAAUUAUUUUUAGAAAAAGAGACAAAAGACAUAUCAUUGAGCAGGACGAUAUUUUAAAUUUAAAAACCAAAAAAAAAAAAAAAAAUGCCUCAUACGUAUAGCAAGAGAAAAAUUUUAUCAAAGUACUAAAAAUUCUUCGAAAUACUUAACUAUUUAUAUACUUGAUAUAUACAUUUAACGUUAUAAAAUUAGUUACUCGAUUAAAUUAACUAUAGUAAUUGAUUAAUUAAAUAUAUGUGAUUACUUAAUUAUAUCAAGAUAUCAAUUAAAAUGUCAAUUCUGAUUUGCAAUAUACAUUAGGACGUUAUUAAAUUUGCUCAAUAUUCAAAAUGUGAUUCGAUAGACAUAGUUUCUUCUAUUAACCAAAAAAAAAUCAUAUGUAUCAUAUUGUAUCAUAUUAAUGAUACAACAUAGGAUUAUUUUUAUACUAAUGCACAAUAGUAAUUCAGUUCCUGUUCGUAUUUUUUUUGUGUAAACUGAAUGAAUGGAAAAAUUGUACUGACAUUUAUUGAAGUAAAAGAAAAAUAUUUAUUUUAAAAUAUUCAUUAAUCAAAACAAAAGAGUUUUAUUUA
This is a messenger RNA of Leptopilina boulardi, 1959 nucleotides long. Its product is annotated as arylalkylamine N-acetyltransferase 1-like. The record is from RefSeq and is a predicted model, not a curated record. Gene Ontology annotation, molecular function: N-acetyltransferase activity. The transcript has 5 exons. The coding region runs from base 565 to 1356 and encodes 263 amino acids. Lineage: Eukaryota; Metazoa; Arthropoda; Insecta; Hymenoptera; Figitidae.